CCGCAGGACACACGGAGGAGCAGCAGAGGAACAUGAAGGCCCUGCUUCUGCUUCUGCUUCUGGGAUCCAGCUGUGUCUGCACAACUUCCUUUCCCAGUUUUUCUUCACCUACACAUGAACCGGAGGAGCUCUCCAGCGGUUCAGACAGAACCAACACAAAUGACCCAUUGCCAAACACCGACAGAGCCCUGGGAACCACCCGACACAUUAACAUCUCCAACAUCCACAGUUCAUCAACUCAUGGAGCCCAGGGAGACACCACCAAACCUCCGGAUUUACUUCCAGAUGAUACAUCCUCUGUCUCAGAGCUUUUUCAUCCAAACACAGACCAAACUGUUUUAUCCAAUGUUGAUGUGUCCACCACUCACCAAUUGGACCAGAUGGGUCAUACUGUCCCAUCUGGUCCAAGUGUGUCCACCACUGACCAAUUAAAUGUCCACAAUCUUUCAUUUGGUCCAAAUGUAUCAACCGCUGACCAAUUAGAGGCUCACAAUGCCUUAUCUAUCACAAGUGUGUCCACCACCAAUCAGUUGAAUGACCACACCGUGUCAUCUGGUCCAGGUUUGUCCACCACCAAUCACAUGAAUGUCCAGGCUGUGUCAUCUGGUCCAGGUUUGUCCACCACCAAUCAUGUGAAUGUCCAGGUUGUGUCAUCUGGUCCAGGUGUGUCCACCACCAAUCAGUUGAUUGACGACACCGUGUCAUCUGGUCCAGGUGUGUCCACCACCAAUCAGUUGAAUGACAACACCGUGUCAUCUGGUCCAGGUGUGUCCACCACCAAUCACAUGAAUAUCCAGGCUGUGUCAUCUAGUCCAGGUGUGUCCACCACCAAUCAGCUGAAUGUCCACACCGUGUCAUCUGGUCCAGGUUUGUCCACCACCAAUCACAUGAAUGUCCAGUCUGUGUCAUCUGGUCCAGGUGUGUCCACCACCAACCAGCUGAAUGUCCAGACUGUUUCAUCUGGUCCAGAUGUGUCCACCACCAAUCAGUUGAAUGUCCAGACUGUUUCAUCUGGUCCAGGUGUGUCCACCACUGACCAAUCAGAAACUCCAACAAUGUUAUCAGGUGCAAAUGUGUUCACCUCCGACCAAUCAGAUGUUCACGUUGCCUCAUCUGGUCUAGAUGUGAUCACCACUGGCCGAUCAGAAGUCUCAAACAGUUCAAAAGGACACAUGAAGCCACAGCCUAAGACUGAAACAGCAUCAGUGUUGAACACAUUGUCCUCCCUUAAUGGAAAUCAGAUUCACUCCAGUGGAAGCAGAACAGCAAGGUUUGGUUCUUCUACAGGAUACCCAGGGGAGAGCACAGGUGGAAUGAAGGACUUCACAUCUACAUCUACAUUUUCUGACAGCUCAUCUGCCGACACUGAGCCAAACACCAUAUCAACAGCUUAUCAUAUUACCUAUACAAAACGCUCUACCUUAGCUGCACCAACCACAGCUUACACACCUGGAGAAUCACUCCUUACAUCUGCAUUAAGGACAGAGACAAACCCAUCAUACAACCGUUAUAACCUUGUCACAGUUCCUGAAUCAUCACCUUCAGUUGAAGGCUUUUCUCAACAUCCAGACACAGCUAGGACAGUGAGUGAAGUAGCUGACAACACACCUGGUGGCCCACCUCGAACCGCACCUGAAGCCACAUCUGCUGUUUCAGGAUCUGGAUAUACAUCUGCAAUAACACCUGAGAUUGGGCCCAUGACCUCACCUGGGGUCACUGCAAGAACGAACCCUAAAACUACAUCUGCAACCACAAAUGCAGCUUCUGCACCUGGAACCACACCUGGAGAUUCUGAACCUGAAACCCCACCUGGUGCUUUCACGCAUGAAGUGAAGCCUGCAGUGACAACAGCAACACCUACACCUCAGUCCACACCUGAAAUCUCCACACCUGAAUUCACACCAGCAGCUCCUGAACCUGAAACCACAUCCGAAGCUGUAAGACAUGAAACUACAUCUGCCACUAAACAUGCAACUACACUUGCAAUCAGAACUACAACCAGAGCGGCGACACCGAGUUCUGCACCUGUGACCACACCCACAGCGACAAGGCGUGUCGUGUCCACCCCCUCUACACCCAAAAUGACUGUACCAACGAACCUCCCUAGCAUCACCACGCAAACCACACAGUCAACUACAGCUCCACUGCUGGCCACCACACAUGUCCAGACCUUCGAUGGCCCAAGCUGCUCUGUGGAGCUAACAGAGGUCAGGACCAGCUGGGACUCAGCAGUGGUUUGGUUGACUGCUACCUGUCCAUCACCUGACUUCACAGCCUUCAUAGAUGCAGGCUAUGGGCCAACCGCGGUCCGCUGUGAUCAGGAUGGAAACAAUGGAUUUAAGCUUAUCUGCAACAUGACAGAGCUACAACCAGGAACUUUGUAUGAACUAAGGGUGAUCUCUGGGAAGGAUAAGGAGAGAAGCCUUGGCUCAAUGCGCACCGUCCCAGUUGGUCCAGCUCAGCUCGAGGUCCAGUUAGACCCUGAAAGCAUGGCUUCAGUUCAUGAAGGAUCCUCUGGGGUACGGAUCCUCUGGUCCCUUUCUGCAGGACAUGUGGACUGGUAUAAUGUAACUCUGGAAGAUGUCCACUCCGGUAUGGUUCGAAGCACCAGAGUCAUGGGUUCUGCAGCUCCUCAGUCUGGUUUCACCUCACUCGUCCCAGGAACUCUGUACAACAUCAGUGUGUUGGCUAUAUCUGGGAACAAGACUGCUGCACCAGUGCACACCAUUGCAGUUACAGCCCCUUCAGCUGUGGACAGCCUUCAAGUAGCAUCCUCAUCUUUGGACAGCCUUGGUGUGCUCUGGCAGCCUGGCCCGGGACAAACGGAGAACUUUAAGGUCCUAGUGAUUGACCAGGACGGGUUUCUCCUGAGGAACAUCACUUUGGAGAACUCUACGACCUACACCAAGCUGGAUGGGCUGCAGCCAGGGACGCCGUACAGGGUCACUGUGGUAACAAUCGCUGCUGGCCUGCAGAGCUCCACCUUCAUCCAGGCCUACACUGUCCCAGCAGCCGUGUCAGAUCUGAUUGUCAACAACAAUGGCAGCUCAGAGAGACUUCGGGCCUCCUGGACCCCACCUAAAGGAGGUGUGGACUUUUUUACAGUGACCCUGUGGGCUUCAGGUUUGACCCCCGAGCAACGAAUCCUAGCCCCAAAUGUCACCCAACUGGUGUUUGAGGGUCUAACCCCUGGACGCCGAUACCAGCUGUCUGUCAACUCAUCAGCUGGAGGCCUGAGUUCGGAGAGCAGGACUGAAGGACGGACAGUUCCUGACCAGGUGUCCACCCUCUCCAUGUCCAUUGACAGCAGCAAGCUGCAACUCAGCUGGUCUCCCCCCAGAGGUGACUGGGACAACUACAGCGUUGUGUUGACAGAUGGCCCUGCUGUUCUAUUUAAUAGGACCGUCAGUAAGAAGAGCAGAGAGCUUCUCGUGUCCGUCCAGAGCCUCGGUUUAGUUCCAGGACGGCUCUACUCUGCUGAGUUCAGAGUGCACAGCGGCGGUUUGAGUAACACAGCCCACUGCAGCAGCAGACUAGCACCUCGUCCUGUGCAGCAGCUUGUCCUCCGUCAUGUUGAUGAGACGUCUCUUAGUGUGCAGUGGAGACAGCCUGUUGGACGUUGGGACAGCUUCACGGUGCAUCUGACAGAUGAGGACCUCGCCACUCCUGACACUCAGAGGAUCCUCAGCGGUGGGUCCAGAGAGUGCACCUUCAAAGGCCUCACCUCAGGACGCCGCUACACUGUUACCGUGAAAACUAGCAGCGGUAACCUGAGCAGCUCUGACUCCCUGACUGCAUGGACCAUACCAGCUCCAGUCAGCGGGCUGCAGGUUUUUAACCUCGACACCACCGACAUCCUGCAGGCUCAAUGGGAAUUACCUUCUGGAGACAAAGACUCAUAUCAAGUUCUGCUGGUCCGUGACAGCAGUGUCAUCAAGAAUAAGAGUGUCGCAGGUAACAUCAGCAGCAUAAGCUUCCAGAACCUGAGACCAGGAGCACAGUACAAGGUGGUGGUCACCACCAUCAGAGCCGGAUACACUUCCAGACAGACUGUGGCCGAAGGACGCACAGUGCCAGCGGCGGUCACUGAUGUUCGGGUCAGUAACAAUGGUCGCACGGAUUUCCUCACUGUGUCCUGGAAUCAGGCUGCAGGUGAGGUGGACAGUUACUUGGUGACCCUGAGUGACCGUGACAGGACACUGCACACCCUGGCCGUGUCAAAGUUCAAUCCUGGCUGCGUCUUCAACUCGCUGGUAUCUGGACGCCUCUACAACAUCUCCAUCACCAGCUGCAGCGGUCGCUACAGAAACCACACCUUCAUCCAAGGGAGAACACAGCCCUCUAAGGUGCAGAACCCCACAGCCACUCACAGUGCUCGGGACGACUACCUGAAGGUUUAUUGGCGUCAUGCUGCUGGAGACCUUGACUUCUACCAGGUGUUCAUCAAACACAACAACACCUUCCUGCAGAACAAGACAGUCCAGAAGACACAGAGUGAGUGUGUGUUCACUGGGCUAGUGCCAGGACGGCUCUACACAGUACUAGUGAACACCUGGAGUGGUUUUUAUGAAGUCAGUGCAUCCACCCAUGGAAGAACCUUCCCAGCAGCGGUCCGAUCUCUCAGUCUUGCAGGACGGGGGACUGAGGACCUUCGGGUGACGUGGUUGGCAGCUCCAGGUGAUGUGGAUCAUUAUGAGGUGCAGCUGCUGUUCAGUGACAUGAAAGUGUUCCCACCUCUCACUCUGGGCACUGGGGUGGGGGAGUGUGUCUUGUCAUCACUCACACCUGGGCGACUCUACAAGAUCCUAGUUUCAACCUUCAGCGGUCCAAAUCAGAGGACCCAGUUCAUAGGGGGUCGAACAGUUCCUAGUAAGGUGAAGAACAUCCAUGUUAACGGUGACAGCAGUCAUCUGAAGGUGAGCUGGACACCUGGACCGGGUGAUGUGGAUGGAUACUCAGUCUUUCUGUACAGAGAGAGUCGAGAACUGGCUGUCCAAGAUGUCCACAAGCACCAAAAUGAGGUGACGUUUGACUGGCUGCAGCCAGGUCAGCUGUACGGUGUUAUGGUUCAGUCUUCAAGCGGAGAGCUGCUGAACAACAACACAUCCACGGGACGCACAGUCCCGUUAGCAGUCACAGGUCUUCAGGUGGAGCCCGUCCUGAGCACCUGUAGCCUGCAAGUGAGCUGGCAAGAAGCUCUUGGUGUCUCUGAUGGAUACAUCCUGCAGGUUCUGGACGAAAGAGGCAGCAUUGUCGCCAAUGCCUCACAGCCCGUCAGAUUCACCCGGUACCGGUUUGAUGGCCUUACGCCAGGGAAGAAGUAUCGAAUCCUGGUCCGGACCAUCAGUGGGGGACUCCAUAGCCAGGGAGUUAGUGCAGAAGCUCGAAUAUACCCAGCAUCUGUUACUGAUCUGUCCAUCAAAACCAGCAACACUGCCAGCCUGUCUUUCCAGUGGUCCCCACCAGAAGGAGACUUUCAGCAUUAUGAAGUCUUUUUGUAUAAAAGUGAUGAGUCUUUGCAGGAGAGUCGGCGGGUCCAACCCAGUACUAAGCAGUGCUCCUUCCAGGGUCUCAGACCUGGAGCGCUGUACAGACUAGAGAUUGUGGUCCACAGUGGAGACCAAACCAACCAGACCUCCAUGUGGGCAAGGACAGUACCAGCACCUGUAGCAUUUCUCAGGGCUCAGAGUGGAAACCAGUCUGACACUCUGUUGAUCAACUGGGAUCGCAAAGAUGGUGACGUGACCGGAUACCUGCUCUCACUCUACAGCCCUGAUGGAUCCCAGCAGGAUGAGCAUCAGUUGGGUUCUGAGGUCACAGAGUUCAUAUAUUCAGGCCUGGUGCCAGGUCGGCAGUACCGAGUCGAUGUGCAGAGUCUCAGUGGAGAGCUUCACAACCUAGCAAGCACUGUGGGUCGUACUGCUCCAAAACCUCCUUCCUCGUUCUUGUUUGGGGGAGUCACCAACACCUCCCUGGAGGUCACCUGGAGUGGUCCAGUAGGUUCUGAUUAUGAUGACUUCGACCUGCAGUGGACUCCUAAGGACCAGCUGUCUGUUAUCAACCCGUACCACAGCCGAACAUCAGGCAGUCGCAUCCUAAAAGGGAUGUUCCCAGGACGACUUUACACCUUCAGCCUUCGAACUGUCAGUGGGGCGACGCAGCCCGGUGCCACCUACAGCACUCCCAUCCAAAAGAGUAUUCGAACCAAGCCAGAGCGAGUCCAUAGCCUCCACUGUCGACCACAGAGCUCUACCUCUAUCUCCUGUUCUUGGGGACCUCCACGAGCUGACUAUGAUUCCUACACCAUUGAAUGUCUUCACCAGGACACUCACACCCUGGUCUACUCACGCCGUACAAGUCGAGAGUCCACCAGUUAUGUUAUCACCCAGCUUGAGCCCCACAAACGUUACACCAUCUCUGUGAAGGUCAUUUCUGACGGGACGACCAGCGAGGAGGCAGAGGACAGCGUAGUCACCAUGAUAGACCGUCCUCCUCUGCCCCCACUGACUACCCGGGUCAGUGACAAGUCCACUUUGGUCACAAAGUCCUCAAUAUCAUUCCAGUUUAAUUGUAGCUGGUUCAGUGAUGUCAAUGGAGCAGUGAGGUUCUUUACUGUGGUUGUGACUGAAUCUGAAGGUGUCAAUGAUUUGCAGCCAGACCAUAAUCACCCUCUGCCCUCCUACCUGGACUACAGACACAACAGCUCAGUUAAGUCCUACCAGACCAGCUACUUUCCCAGCCUCUGUUCAGAUGGAUUAGACAGCAGCAUUCAGAUCUAUAACAUCAGCCUUGGGACUGGGAUGGACUCUCUAGGGGGUCCAUGUGACCACAAAGACCCAAGUCAUGCAGAGUCCAGCAGAGGCCUUAUCUACUUCUGUGAUGGACCUCUGAAGUCAAAGACUUCAUACAGGAUCAGCAUCCGAGCCUUCACACAGCUGUUUGAUGAAGAAACUACAAAUUCUAGAUUAGCUUCGCCUCUCUUCACUGACACCUUCUUAUCUCUGCCCAUCAUCACGGAGACAGAACCUCUGAGCGGUGUCAUUGAAGGCAUCAGUGCCGGACUUUUCCUCAUCCUCAUGAUAGUUGCCGUCACUGCUUUCCUCAUUUGCAGACACAAGGCUCGCAAAUUGGUGGAGGAGAGACCUGAUGUCAGGAGAUGUAUAAGGAGAGAGAGGUCAUCAGUAGGAGUCCAGAUGGGAGUCAGAGGCAGCAGGAGAAUCUCCAGUCCCAUCAAGAUCCUGAAUUUUGAAUCUCACUACAACAAACUCCUGGCCGACUCCAGCUAUCUCCUGUCUGAAGAGUACGAGGACCUGAAAGAUGUUGGCCGUAAUCAACCACUGGACUCUGCUCUGCUGCCUGAGAACCGUGGGAAGAACCGAUACAACAACAUCUUGCCCUAUGACUCAACGAGGGUCAAGCUGUCUUACGUGGAUGAUGAUCCCUGUUCAGACUACAUCAAUGCCAGCUAUAUCCCAGGUAACAAUUUCCGCCGGGAGUAUAUUGCCACACAGGGACCCCUUCCAGGAACAAAGGAUGACUUCUGGAAGAUGGUGUGGGAGCAGAACGUCCAUAAUGUGGUCAUGGUCACUCAGUGUGUGGAGAAAGGCAGGGUGAAGUGUGAUCACUAUUGGCCUUUUGAUCAGGAUCCUCUGUACUACGGAGAUCUCAUAGUUCAGAUGCUGUCAGAGUCGGUUCUUCCAGAGUGGACGAUCCGAGAGUUCAGAAUCUGCAGCGAGCAGCAGUUGAGUUUCGUCCGCCUCGUUCGGCAGUUUCACUACACAGUGUGGCCCGAUCAUGGAGUUCCAGAGAGCACACAGUCGCUCAUACAGUUUGUUCGAACCGUCCGUGACUACGUCAACAGAACUCCUGGUUCUGGUCCCACUGUGGUCCAUUGCAGUGCCGGAGUGGGGCGAACUGGAACCUUCAUCGUCCUGGAUCGGGUGCUGCAGCAGCUGGACACAAAGGACACAGCGGACAUAUACGGCGUUGUCUUUGACCUACGCCUCCACCGGUCACACAUGGUGCAGACUGAGGGCCAGUACUUGUACUUGCAUCAGUGCAUUCGGGAUGUCCUCAGAGCCCGGAAGCUGCGCAGUGAACAGGAGAGCCUCGGUCACCCCAUCCUGAGAAUGUGAAUCCCACCUGGCAGAGAGAGACGCUGUGCUUGUACUGCCUGCGGAUUUACUGUUGAGCUAACAAAAAAAAACACAGCCAUUUAUUUUUCUAUCAGUGUCCAUAUUUUAUUCUGCAGAUUUAUGAUAAUUUAUGUAACGUGAACUGGAGUGUGUCUGUGGUUGUACUUUGUGUUUCUGUGUCACAAUGAAGCUGUGGGUGGAAACAGCCUCAGGAGACUGAACAUUUUGAUCAGCUUCGAUCACCAGUGCACCCUCCAGCUACUAAUCAUUUGUUCAGACAACAGCAGAGUCAGCUCCUCAUUGAACGUGUUUAUGCAGAUGAACAGCAGUACCUGUAUGUUACCUGUUCACCUUCUUCUACCUUAACUUGUAACUGGAGAUCUGCUUAAAGACAUUACUGUACUUGUAGAGGUUCUGUACCUGAAUGUGAGCCUGUGCUUGUACCUAAACAUAUCUGUCUGUGAUCAGCUCAUUAAACACACAGAACAUGUACAAUUA
Messenger RNA from Poeciliopsis prolifica (blackstripe livebearer), 8633 nucleotides. Its product is annotated as receptor-type tyrosine-protein phosphatase beta-like. NCBI's taxonomy places the organism in Eukaryota, Metazoa, Chordata, Actinopteri, Cyprinodontiformes, Poeciliidae. The transcript has 33 exons. The coding region runs from base 33 to 8135 and encodes 2700 amino acids. Gene Ontology annotation, molecular function: cadherin binding; protein tyrosine phosphatase activity. Gene Ontology annotation, biological process: protein dephosphorylation; angiogenesis. The record is from RefSeq and is a predicted model, not a curated record.